UCCUCAAAAAUCAUCAACAACAUCACAACUUCACACUCACAUAGCAGCUAAUUGAACUUCCUUCCACAAUCAACAACCAUUCAAUUCAAAUGGGAAUACCAAUGAAGAGUGAGUCAAGCUCAAGCACAAAACAUUUCCACAUUCACAAGGCCUUCCUUUUCUGCAACUACAUCCUCUUAGGCGCAGCUGCCAGCUGCAUUUUCUUCACCCUCUCCCUCCGCCUCAUCCCUUCAAUCUGCGGCCUCUUACUCCUCCUCCUCCACGCCUUCACCAUCGCAGGCGCCGCUUUCGGCUGCGCGGCCGCAUCAUCAGCAGGACCUUCUCGCUGGUACUCUUCUCACUUGAUAGCCACCGUGCUCGCAGCCAUAUUCCAGGGCUCUGUUUCUGUUCUGAUCUUCACUAGAACAGAGGAUUUUCUUGCAGAGUUGAAAUCCUAUGUGAACGAAGAUAAUGCCUCUGUGAUUCUCAAAAUAACCGGUGGCCUCGCUGCUUUGAUCUUCUUCUUGGAGUGGGUGGUUCUUACCCUCGCUUUUUUCUUGAAGUAUUACUCUUACCUUGAAGGUGGAGCUGGUGGGGCUAACACUGUUGUUGCCAUGAGGAGUGGCAAGGUGCAAGAGGAUUCGAAGAAUUGGGCAUGCCCUUUCCAAGUUUAAUUGUUCAUAGGUUCUGAUCAGCAUUGUAAUUUGUAUGUGAACUCAAGUGUACUGCCAAUUAUGUUGUCAUUCAUUGAUUGUUAUGUUGGAUUGGAGUAUUUAGAUGUUUGGUUACUCUA
Messenger RNA from Lotus japonicus, 772 nucleotides. RefSeq lists its product as uncharacterized. The transcript has a single exon. Bases 90 to 653 code for a protein of 187 amino acids. Lineage: Eukaryota; Viridiplantae; Streptophyta; Magnoliopsida; Fabales; Fabaceae. The record is from RefSeq and is a predicted model, not a curated record.